AUGAGAGAGUUUUACGCUCAACUGCUCCUCUCUCUAGUGGUGUGUGCAUUCGCGCGCCCCCUACAACGGGAUGAGACACACGCCGCGGAACUGCGCGACCUCAACUUCGUCGCGUACGUGGAGAAUUUCAAGGCCACGAUGGCCGACUACGUGAGCACGCAGUACAGGCAUCUGACGCUUCACGAGAGGGAGGCGGUAGAAGCGAUCCUCGAGGAGUUCAUUCUGGAUUUCGGGAAAGGCGUAGCGGAAGUUUUGGCGCGGUCGGCGAACGAGACAAAGGCAAACGGUCUAGAUGUCGAAAGGACACGGAAUCAUUCGAAAUUCGAACCAGACGACGGAAUAUCCGAAGCGACGUCCGAGAACAUCAAGGCGACGCUUCUCAGGGAGUUUCCCGAUAUAAGCGAUGCGGAUGCGGAUGACAUAGUGUACGGGAUACGUGUGAACCUGCUGGCAACACGCCGGCGACUGGACGGGCUCAUCGAGAGUUCGAAGUUUGCUGUUAGUUCGGCGGCUUUGAAAGCUUCGGCGGAAGAGGUCCGCGGGCAGACGACCCACGGACUCGGGAGAACAACG
Iphiclides podalirius (scarce swallowtail) is the source of this 573-nucleotide messenger RNA. The record is from the annotation of a GenBank genome assembly. NCBI's taxonomy places the organism in Eukaryota, Metazoa, Arthropoda, Insecta, Lepidoptera, Papilionidae.